CAUUGGAAAAUGAAAGUCUGUAAUUCAAGUUAGGGACAAAGGUCUAGCAGAAAUGGGAAUGAAGUACAGAAUCUAAAGAAUAUAUCUUGGAGGUCUGCUCGUCAGAGUUGCACAUGAAGUCUUCUCCUAUCUCCAGCUCCAUGUGUUCCUUCUGUUCUGCUGUUUGGAUCUUGAUACUUCUGCAGAUCUCACAUGUAGCAGGUCACUUUUCAAUCAAACCACCAAAAAAUCCUAUAAUUGGAUACCUUGAAAUGGAAGUAAUUCUCCCAUGUCAAAUAGAAACCCUGAAGCCACUCACAGACACCAAUAUCAAUGUUCAGUGGAUCUUGGAUAAAUCAUCCCAAAAAAUUGAAGUGAAAAACUAUCAAGGUGCAACCGAGGAUAAAAGAUAUCAAGGUCGAACACAGCUGUUUGAUUCUGAGUUUAAUAAAGGGAACAUGUCCCUGCUUUUGAGGAACAUUCAUCUCUCUGACCAAGGACUAUAUACCUGUAUCAUAUCCUCUCAAAAGUGGUAUGAUGAAGCAGUGGUUGAGUUGGUUUUAGCAGCAAAUGGAGGCGAUCCCACCAUUACCUUGGCAGAUUACAAGGGCCAAGGUAUUGGACUCACCUGCAGCUCUGAGGGGUGGUAUCCAAGACCUCAGGCUCUCUGGCUGGACAGCAGAGGGGAAAACCGGACAGAGAAGUCAGCCAUAGCAAACACAGAGGCUGUGGCGGGAAUCUUUCAGGUCUUUGGUUCCAUUACACUUGAGCCAGGAGUGGAUAAUGAAGUCUCCUGCAAAAUCAUCAACAACCUGGUAAAGAGCGAGCGAGAAUCCCGAAUCCUCAUUUCUGAUGCUUUUUAUCCGACUUCUUCCCCUUGGAUUGCACCCUUCAUAAUCAUUUUAGUGCUUUUUGGUUGCCUCAUUGCUUUUCUGGCAUAUAAAUGGAGACAGAGCUUGCAGGAAGUAUCUCAGUUUGAAAAAGAAACAAGUCAAAAGAAACGUGAAAGAGUUUGUGAAAAAGAGGCCAUUGAAACGGAGAAGUGCACAUUUCAAGCAGCUCUUGCUGACAUCCAGGAGCGUCAAGAACGACUGCAAAGUGAAUUAGGUAAGCUAGAAUACUUUUGAUAAAACAUUUAAAAGACAAUUAUUGAUUUCUAU
This is a messenger RNA of Python bivittatus (Burmese python), 1139 nucleotides long. The record is from RefSeq and is a predicted model, not a curated record. Lineage: Eukaryota; Metazoa; Chordata; Lepidosauria; Squamata; Pythonidae.